AUGGAACCUGUGACCCUGGCGGGCGAGAGCCCAGCGAUGCGCCCCGCGAGGUCUUCGUCCCCGCGUGCCCUCCGCGCCCUGCUCCUGGUGGCGUGCGCGCUGGCGUGCGCGCUCGCGUCCAGCACACCUGUUGCAGACCGUACAGAUGUCAAUCGGACAGCAAGGCCUCUACCGCAGCGUUCAUACCCUUCAUCCUCCUCCUCUUCCUCGCCCUCCCGUCCCGAGGGGAGGGGCCCCCCCCACAGCCUCACCUCGGAGGAGGAGGAGGAGGAGGAGGCGGGGGGGGACCCUGACCCCGACCUGGACCCCGACAUGGACCCGGACCUGGGGCCCUCGGGGGCCCAGGGGAUCCACCUGCUGCUGAGGCCCCCGGACCUGCUGUCCCCCAGCCUCCCGCCGCCCCUCCCGCCGCACGGCCAGCCCACCCUCACCCCCCCGCCGCCCUGGGACCACGGCCCCUCCUCCCUGGAGGAGGGCUGGGGCUCCGGGGACUACCUGGAGACCCUGUCCUUCAUGGUCCCCGACGGCGAGGAGCUGGCCCCCGCCACGCCGCUGCCCGAGCACCGCUACGACGACGGCGGCGACGCCAGCGACUGGCUCUCCUACGACACCUCCUUCCCCUCGCGGCCCACGCUGCCGCUGUCCUCCCGCCUGCCCCUCCUCUCCCCGUCCUCCUCCUCCUCCUCCUCUUCCUCUUCCUCCUCGACGCGGCGGCCGGGGGGCCCCGACCUGCUGCCCGCCUGGGAGGACGAGGAGGAGUACGACCCCGACGACCUGCUGCCGCUGGAGCCCACGGAGCUGCUGCUGCCCGACAUGAACAGCCUGGAGUACUACAGCAACCUGCAGGCCCGCGAGAGGGACGAGAGGCACCGCGAGCUGGAGAGGGAGAGGCACCGCGAGAGGGACGAGAGGCACCGCGAGAGGGAGAGGGAGAGGGAUCACCGCACGGCCACGGCCGCCGGCAUUGCGCCGACGGCCACGCAGACGGCCGAGCACCCCUCCACGCGCACGGAAACCCCCCCGCACGUGGACGCCCCCCCGCCUCCUAGCCGUCCGUCCCCCCCGAGCUCGGAGGCGAGGUCGCCGUCGCCGCCGCCACCGUCGGGACGGGAGACGCCCAAGGGCCCCCCCAUGGAGCCCACCCCUCCGCUGGCCGUCGCCCCCACGCUGGGGGGCGGCCGGGACGGCGCCCCCACCCCGGCGCUCGCCACCACGCCGGUCCGGACGCCGGUCACCCCCCCGCAGCCCCGAGACCCCCCACUGGGGCGGCCCGACGAGGAGGCGCGGCCCCCGUCCAACACGACCAGCGUGGCGCUCCUCCCGCCCGGGGCCCCGCCCCAGAGACCCGGACACGCCCCCAAGGCGGAGCCGGAGCCCGACGCGGUGAAACCGCACCUCGUGACGCGCUUCACCCCCACCGAAAAACCCACCACCACCACCGCCGCCGCCAAAAGCACCACGGUCGGGACCACCACUGCCAAACCCACCACCUCCACCACCACCACCACCUCCACCACCACUGCCAAACCAGUCACCACCACCUUGCGGGCCAAUGUGAUCAGCGUCACCCGCGCCCCGCCCGUCACCACGCCCCGGGCGGGGCAGACUCCGCCCACCAGGCAGUACCUGUGCAACGCCACCAAGCCCGAGAUGUACCUGGUCCGAGUGGUGAGCUCCAAGGGUCCCUCGUCUGGGUUCAACCAGGUCAGGGACCUACUGAAGAGGGAGUUCAACCGCUCCGUGGAACUGCAGUUCCUGCGGACCCCGUCCAGCUUUGCCUUCCGGGCCGUGUCGGGGCCCCUGAUCUUCACCGCCAUGUCGGUGCUCAACGCCCUGCGGCAGCCGGCCCGGGGGGGCCCGGGGGGGCCCCUGCCGGGGGUCCAGCCCCUCUACAGCGUCCCGGACCUCCGGCACCAGGUGCACUCGGUGCUGCAGUUCGUCCCGGGACACGUGGACGUGCGGCUCUGCAACUUCAGCGAGCGCGUGGAGCGAGGGCUGCUGCUGGCCUACGCCGAGACCCGUCGGCGGGCCCAUGAGCAAGGCAACGUCACCGUGCAGCUGCUGAACAUCACGAUGGGCCCCCGGUCGGCGGUGAACCUGAAGGUCCCGGUGGACAUCACCUUCGCCGUGCGCGACGCCCGCGGCUUCCUGACGGGGUCAGAGGUCAGCCAGCACCUCAGGAAGCUCAGCGAGGUGGAGUUCAGCUUCUACCUGGGCUACCCCGCCAUGCAGAUAGCAGAGCCCUUCCUGUACCCUGAGCUGAACACUUCCCACCAUCUGCGCUCCACAUGGGUCCGCACAGUGCUGCUGGGGGUGGGCGACCAGCUGCUGACGGAGCGGAGCUUCAGGGCGCGUCUGGAACGGCGUCUGGCCCUGCUGCUGGAGGAGGGGCUGGGGGAGAGGGCCCGGCGACGCUGGAGGAGGUCCACCGCGGUGGGCAACAGCAGCCUCCAGGUGGUGCGUAUCGCCCGGCUCUCGGGCCCCGAGCGGCCCCUGGAGGUGCUGUACUUCGUGGAGGGGCCCGGCGGGGCGCGGGUCCCGGCCGAGGCCACGGCCGCCACGCUGAACCGGCUGGACCUGCAGCGGGCCGCCAUCGUCCUGGGGCACCGCAUGCAGCGGCCCCUGGCCCAACCCGUGGAGACGGUGUCGGUGCCGCCGUCGGAGACGCAGAGCAGCAGCGUGUGGCUGAUCGUGGGCGUGGUGGUGCCCGUGCUCCUGGCCCUCUUCAUCAUCAUCAUCCUCUACUGGAAGAUGUGCGGCUCGGAGAAGCUGGAGUUCCAGCCAGACGCCAUCAACACCAUCCAGCAGAGGCAGAAGCUGCAGGCUCCGAGCGUGAAGGGCUUCGACUUCGCCAAGCUGCAUCUGGGUCAGCACAGCAAGGAUGACAUCAUGGUCAUCCAGGAGCCGGGGGCCGCGCCCGCCCCUGCCAAGGAGCCCGCCCCCUCGGAGGGGGGGGACCCCAACACCCCCAAGUCCAAGGGCUCCUCCUCCACCAAGGUGGCCCGCUCCAGCCGGCGCCGCGGAAGGAUGACCCCGUCAGACGGAGACUCGCUGGGCAGCGACCAAUCGAGUGGCAGGGAAUCGGCAGAGGAGAGCACCCGGCCCGUGGCCACGCCCAGCGAGGCCAAGCAGCACCGCAAGACGGCCAAGAACGGCAAGAGAGGCUCCGUUAAACCCGCCCCCUCAGGCAGCGGCCCCGACGAGCUGCUCUCCUCCUCGUCCAUCUUCGACCACGUGGACCGCCAGUCGCGGGGGUCCGGCGACGGCACGCGUCGCCAGGCCAACAAGGUGCAGCUGAUCGCCAUGCAGCCGCGACACAGCCCCCCCACCGCCCACCCCCCCGCCCAGCCCAGCCCCACCCUCACAGAGAGGGUCAACACUGAGGUGGCGCUGCGGCACAAGUCCGAGAUCGAGCACCACCGCAACAAGCUGCGUCAGCGCGCCAAGCGCCGCGGCCAGUGCGAGUUCCCGUCCAUGGACGACAUCCUGGACGCCUUCGGGGACGCCGAGGCGCAGGACGUGGCCCCGCAGCGGCUCUAUAGCUCCGCCCACGACCACAUGGACCGCAUGCUGCACCACGACGGCGCCUCGCCGCCCAGCCCCGGGGAGUCCCGCAAGAGAGGGAGGCGCUCUCCGCGGGUGCGGCGGGCUCAGCCAGGAAACGGCAGUCUUCCCGACACGGACCGGGACCGCCUGCUGACGGACGGGAACGCCACCUACAGGAAGUACCCCGGCCUCAACAACGUGGCCUACAUGUCGGACCCUGACCUGGCCCCGUCCCACGGGAGCCCCUCCCCCACCGACGAGGUGUUUGACUCGGCGCUGCCCCCGCCCCCCUACCUGCCACCCCAGCCCUCCAUCGAGGAGGCGCGGCAACAGAUGCACUCGCUGCUGGACGACGCCUUCGCUCUCGUCUCCCCCUCCUCCCUGCAGGGCAGCGUGGGCGUGGCCGGGAUAAGCCCCGCCCUCCCGCCCAGCCCCUCCCCUCAGGGCAGACCCCCGGGCCGACAGUGGGGGUCCUACCCGGCGCACAGCCCCUUCUCCGCCAGGUACGCUGAGCUGGGCAUGUCUCCGUCGUCGGUCCAAGGCCUGAUGCAGAGGCAGGGCCUGGGGCUGGGCGGGGCGUACGUGUCGGCCAGCGAGCAGAUGCAGGAGUCUGUGUACGGCGGCAGGGGGCCCUACGAUGACCCGCCGUCGUCCUCCCGACCCCGGCCAGUAGGGGGCAGCGCAGGCGCCCAGCUGCACCACCUGACCCAGGUGGGUCUGUCCAGUCAGAUCGGGGCGUACCCCGGGGUGGGCCGCAGCGUGUCGGGGCCCACCGGGUCCAGCUGGAACCACCAGCACCCGGACCACGACCCCCCCGGGUCCAGCAGGGAGAGCGUGCUGUCCUUCCCAGAGUUCACCUCCUCCUCGGUGUUCCAGAUGCCCAGCUCCUCGCUGCAUGACCCCUCGUCGGCCCCGCCCCUCCUGCUGACCUCGCCCACCCCGGAGUACCCCCCCGAGGACGCCUCCCCCUCCGCCCAUAGCUCCGCCUCCCUCAUCAAGGCCAUCAGGGAGGAGCUACGCCGCUUGGCCCAGAAACAGGCCUCCGUGUCCAGCUACCCCUAG
Molecule: messenger RNA, 4608 nt
Organism: Gadus chalcogrammus (walleye pollock)
Lineage: Eukaryota; Metazoa; Chordata; Actinopteri; Gadiformes; Gadidae
Product: UPF0606 protein KIAA1549
Exons: 20
Coding region: 1-4608 (1535 amino acids)
Source: RefSeq, a predicted model, not a curated record